Molecule: messenger RNA, 207 nt
Organism: Plasmopara halstedii
Lineage: Eukaryota; Oomycota; Peronosporomycetes; Peronosporales; Peronosporaceae
Exons: 2
Coding region: 1-207 (68 amino acids)
Source: RefSeq, a predicted model, not a curated record
AUGUUAUUCUUGCUUUUCGAUCAGUCCCGGCAUGAUCGUACGGCUGAAAUUGACACAAGCCGUUUUUAUGCGUCUUUUAAUUUUACAAUCGUAUGGGUGGCAUUGAUUCUGACCGACGCGCGAAGGCAGAAGGACGAUCAGCUACAGGGAACGACAGAAACGAUGCUUUCUCUCAAACAAAGCAAUAAGUAUUUGAUUGGAUCGUAA